CCAAAAGAAGAAUGGAGGACACAUCUCUCCUGCUCUUGAUGACCUCCCUGUUCUGCUGCUCACCAAACUCAGCUCGUCUGACGGUGACUCCCAGCAGCUCUCUGACGGUGACUCCCAGCAGCUCUCUGACGGUGACUCCCAGCAGCUCUCUGACGGUGACUCCCAGCAGCUCUCAGGUAUUUAAAGGAGAGUCUGUCUCUCUGAGAUGUGAGGACGGCUCUGAUGGAUGGACUGUGAGGAGAAACACGAUAUGGAACAGAGCUGAGUGUGGAGGUGAAUGGGGAAGAUCUGCUGGUUCCUCCUGUAACAUCAGCUAUGACCCAAAGGACAGUGGAGUUUACUGGUGUGAGUCCAGAGAGGGAUCCACCAGUAACACCAUCACCAUCACCGUCUCUGGUGGACCAGUGAUCCUGCAGAGUCCCCCCCUCCCUGUGAUGGAGGGAGAUGAGGUCACUCUGAUCUGUAGAACAAAGAUGGCCGCCCCCCCCCUCUCUGCUGAUUUCUACAAAGAUGGCGUCUCCCUCAGGAAUGAGUCUGCAGGUCACAUGACCCUCCACCAUGUCUCCAGGUCUGAUGAAGGCCUCUACAAGUGUAGAGUCCAGAAUAAAGGAGAGUCUCCAGAGAGCCGGCUGUCUGUCUCAGAGAAACCCAUCACCUCUACAAGUCCUCCUCCUCCACCUUCCUCCUGGAGGCCGCCUGUUGCUGGAUCCCUCUCUGUACUGGUUCUGCUGGUUGUAGUGGUUGUUCUGGUUGUUCUGUUGCGACGAAACAUCCGGAGACCACCUGAAGCUUCUGAAGUGGAAACGGGAGAAGACGUCACAUACAGCGAUGUCAAAAUAUUACAAAACUGGAAGAAGCCAACUCAACGGAGCCGAGGGAGCGGUGCAGCUGCAGUUUACUCUGAAGUGAAGAGAGACGUCUGCUACAGAGAGAUCGUGAUCAACACAAACAGGAGGAGAGCCGCUGAGGUGGAAAUGGGAGGAGACGUCACAUACAGCGAUGUGAAAACACCCCAAAAGAAGAAGAAGCCAAUCAAACAGAGCCGAGGGAGCGGUGCAGCUGCAGUUUACUCUGAAGUGAAGAGAGACGUCUGCUACAGAGAGAUCGUGAUCAACACAAACAGGAGGAGAGCCGCUGAGGUGGAAAUGGGAGGAGACGUCACAUACAGCGAUGUGAAAACACCCCAAAAGAAGAAGAAGCCAAUCAAACAGAGCCGAGGGAGCGGUGCAGCUGCAGUUUACUCUGAAGUGAAGAGAGACGUCUGCUACAGAGAGAUCGUGAUCAACACAAACAGGAGGAGAGCAGAGAUCGCCCCCGACCCGGAGCUCCUGUACUCCUCUGUGAGCAGCUCGCCUGACGGUGACUCCGAGCAGCUCUCUGACGGUGACUCCCAGCAGCUCUCUGACGGUGACUCCCAGCAGCUCUCAGGUAUUUAAAGGAGAGUCUGUCUCUCUGAGAUGUGAGGACGGCUCUGAUGGAUGGACUGUGAGGAGAAACACGAGCUAUGAGAACAGAGCUGAGUGUGAAGGUGAAUGGGGAAGAUCUGCUGGUUCCUCCUGUAACAUCAGCUUCAUUGACCCAAAGGACAGUGGAGUUUACUGGUGUGAGUCCAGAGAGGGAUCCACCAGUAACACCAUCACCAUCACCGUCUCUGGUGGACCAGUGAUCCUGCAGAGUCCCCCCCUCCCUGUGAUGGAGGGAGAUGACGUCACUCUGAUCUGUAGAACAAAGAUGGCCGCCUCCCCCCUCCCUGCUGAUUUCUACAAAGAUGGCGUCUCCCUCAGGACUGAGUCUGCAGGUCACAUGACCCUCCACCAUGUCUCCAGGUCUGAUGAAGGCCUCUACAAGUGUAGAGUCCAGAAUAAAGGAGAGUCUCCAGAGAGCCGGCUGUCUGUCUCAGGUGAGGAGGUCUCCUUUCAUUUCAGGACUCGUUCCUCCAGAUGUUCACCUGACCAGGUGUGAUUCUCCCUGCAGAAAGACCAACAACCACCAGUUCCCCAACUACUGCAUCCUCCCUCCACCUUGAGUUCAGGGUGGUCAGCCACAUGGUGGUCUUCUGCCCGUACUGCAUCUGCACCUUGAUCAUGGUGUCUUUGUAUCGACAGAAGGCCACAGGUAAGAAACGUCCUGUGUUCGAAUCAAACAGGUUUAACUGAAUGAGACAUCGGUCCUUUCAAAGCUACAUUAUUUAAAUCUGACGUGAAGUGCCUCUGCAUCAUCGCCCCCUUUACUCCGGAUUGAGCCAGAAAUCCACGAAACUUUAUCACCGGGUCAGGAAGUUCUGGUGUUGAAAUCCUUCAUAGAUUGUCUUUCUGACUGCAGGAAACGACUCAUCCGUCUCCGUGGUGAUGACCUCGCCCACUCACGCAGAGCAGGGAUUGGACGAUCACUAUGAUGAUGUCAUGUCUGCAGUAACCACAGAGCAUCAGUUCUGACCUGGUCCACAUCUUCUAGUUCCUGUAGGGGUGCUGUAAUUACACACUCGCACUCCAUCAUCGCAUUAGAUUGUUUUUCUAGCUGAACGGAUAAUUAUGUUACUGAAAUAAAGUAUAUCUAAUAUAAAUGACUUUCUACAAAUGUUUCCAAUAAAAAUCUGCAAAAACCAA
Eleginops maclovinus (Patagonian blennie) is the source of this 2606-nucleotide messenger RNA. RefSeq lists its product as uncharacterized. The record is from RefSeq and is a predicted model, not a curated record. Gene Ontology annotation, molecular function: transmembrane signaling receptor activity. Gene Ontology annotation, biological process: cell surface receptor signaling pathway. Gene Ontology annotation, cellular component: plasma membrane. Lineage: Eukaryota; Metazoa; Chordata; Actinopteri; Perciformes; Eleginopidae.